AGUAGAGUUACAAAUCCCCUCCCUCCCCGGUUCGGAUUGGCUGCGGUUCCCGGCGGGAGGCGGGACUUCUUCUCAAACCGGUGGCGCCAAGGCCGGGGCGGCCCGCCAUGGAGGCCGUGCUGGAGCAGGUGGAGCAGCUGCCGGCGCUCCUGGCCGUCUCCCGCUCCGCGCUGGUGCGGGACUGGGACGCCCUCACCCUGGACAGGGCGCUAGAGUGGGGCCGGUACUUCCAGCACCUGCACGAUCGCUUCCGCACCCGGCCUCGGCUCCGGGAGGCCCUCGGGCGGCGGCUGCGGCGGGGUCAGCCGAGCCCUCUGCUCGGCUUCCCCCACCUGGGACGCUGCCCGCAGCUGCUGGGCCUGGCGCUGCUGGAGAACCGCGCUCUGCCUCCCGCCGCCUGCCGCCGCCUCAUCCACAGCCUGCUGCAGCCUGCCGGCGCGGAGGCCGGCCCGGAGCCCCGCAGCCUGGCGCUCCUCGCCCGUCGGAAGGCCGCCUCCCGCCUGCUGGCGCUGCCCGGCGGUCCGCCGCGGGCCGAGCCGGCGGGGGAGGCGGUGGGGCGGCUGCGCUGGCUGUCCGGUGUCCUGGAGGAGCUCCCCCAGCCCCGGGUCUUCGAGGUGGUGGCGGCGGCUCUGCUGCUGAGGCCGGGGAGUGAUGCUGAGCAGGCCGGAGACGGGGGUCGGGAUGGGAAGAGCGUAGACGGAAACCAGGCGAGUGCAACGGGAGAUGAAGGCGUUGCCGGGCUCCUGCUUUCCUGGCUGCUGGGGAACUUGGAGCGGUUUUCUGCCUUCUGCCUUUUUCUCCCAGGCUCUCUUCUUGCCUCCCUAGCUGGUCACUAUUCCCAGUUCAGCAGACCUUAUUUGGACCUCUUAACUGGCUGGGGAAGCCACUUGCUCUAUGACCCCUUGCAGGGACGGUGGGUUAAAAGUUGUCUUGACAAAGCUGAAUUGUCCUGGGAGGAGCUGAGGGAGCGCUUCACCUGCCUCUGUCAGGGAUCUGCACUGCUCAGGGGACAGACCCAAGAUGCUCUGAAACUCCUGAAGGCACGGGAUGGAGACUUUACAGUCUGUGGCCUGAGUGUGUGGACUGACUUACUGGUGGAAGUAGAGGAAUAUCUGAGGAAAGAAGCAAAGUGCCAACGAAUGAACCCAAAAGCAACAUGA
This is a messenger RNA of Haliaeetus leucocephalus (bald eagle), 1160 nucleotides long. It is a transcript of the gene FANCF, whose product is annotated as Fanconi anemia, complementation group F. Gene Ontology annotation, cellular component: Fanconi anaemia nuclear complex. The record is from RefSeq and is a predicted model, not a curated record. The transcript has 2 exons. Gene Ontology annotation, biological process: interstrand cross-link repair. Bases 108 to 1160 code for a protein of 350 amino acids. Lineage: Eukaryota; Metazoa; Chordata; Aves; Accipitriformes; Accipitridae.